CAUGUCUGAUACCCUACAGGUAAUUCCCAGAUGGGGGCCACCAUAGUGGACGCCCUGGACACACUCUUCAUCAUGGGCCUCCACGACGAGUUCAAGGACGGCCAGGAGUGGAUCGUGCAGAACCUCGACUUCGGCGUGAAUGCUGAGGUGUCCGUGUUCGAGGUCAACAUCCGCUUCAUCGGAGGACUGUUGGCCGCAUACUAUCUGUCUGGACAGGAGGUGUUUAAGGUGAAGGCCGUCCAGCUGGCGGAGAAGCUGCUCCCUGCAUUCAACACUCCCACAGGGAUCCCGUGGGCCAUGGUCAACCUCAAGAGUGGAGUGGGCCGUAACUGGGGCUGGGCGUCUGCUGGGAGCAGUAUCCUGGCUGAGUUUGGUACUCUGCACAUGGAGUUUGUCCACCUCACUUACCUAACCGGAAACCCAGCUUACUACCAAAAGGUGAUGCACAUACGCAAGCUGCUGGCCAAGAUGGACCGGCCCAACGGCCUCUACCCUAACUAUCUGAACCCUCGCACUGGACGCUGGGGCCAACAUCACACGUCUGUGGGCGGACUGGGAGACAGUUUCUAUGAGUACCUGCUAAAGGCUUGGCUCAUGUCCGACAAAACUGACACCGAGGCGCGAAAGACCUAUGACGACGCCAUCGAGGCCAUCGAGCGGCACCUUAUCCGUAAGUCUAACAGCGGCCUCACCUUCAUCGGCGAGUGGAAGAACGGGCACCUGGAGAGGAAGAUGGGUCACCUGACGUGCUUCGCAGGGGGCAUGUUUGCCCUGGGUGCCGACGGCUCGCCCGACGACAAGGCCGGACACUACCUGCAGCUGGGGGCCGAAAUCGCACACACCUGCCACGAGUCCUACGACCGCACAGUGCUGAAGCUGGGGCCGGAGGCCUUCAAGUUUGACAGCGGUCUGGAGGCAGUGGCCGUGCGGCAGAAUGAGAAGUACUACAUCCUGCGGCCCGAGGUCAUCGAGACCUACUGGUACAUGUGGAGGUUCACCCACGACCCCAAGUACCGCCAGUGGGGCUGGGAGGCAGCGCAGGCCAUUGAUAAGUACUGCCGUGUCAGCGGAGGCUUCUCCGGGGUCAAGGACGUCUACUCGUCCAACCCCACCUACGACGACGUCCAGCAGAGCUUCUUCCUGGCCGAGACGCUCAAGUACCUGUAUCUGUUGUUCUCCAGUGAUGACCUCCUGCCUCUGGAGAGCUGGGUGUUCAACACCGAGGCCCACCCCCUGCCCGUGCUGCACAUGGCCAACAUCACGCUCCCCGGCAGCGAGCCCCAGCGAUAGAGAUUCAUCCUCCAACACACACACUCCUCCAACACACACACACACAUAUCACUCCAUUCAGCCAGCCCCCCCUCCUGCCCAGACUCUCUGUUCCUCUCUUCCUCUUCUCUCUCUCGCUCUCUCUCUCUCCCUCUCCCUCUCCCUCCCCCGAAUCAAAGACUGCCUAGAGAUGGAGAGGACGGAGGAGAGGUUGUUCACCUCGUGACGUUGUUCCCCUGCGGCGAGAGACUGUGAAAGCAAAGCUACAGAAGGAAGAAUAGAAGAAAGGGAGGAGGGGGGGGGGGGGGGCUGGUUUACCAUGGAAGGUCCUCUCUCGUUCUUUCUCUCUCUCUGUCGUUCUCUCUUCACAUGUCUGUCACCUACCCAUCGGAAGGACAGCGGGAUUCUCUGCUGCUUGGUGAUUGGCUGUGUGUGGCUCUAUCCGCUCAUGACUGGCGGGCCGUGAGCCAAUGAUAUGGUCGCCCCCCUCCCUCACAGAGCCAGACAUUUUUGUACACCUGACAAAAUACAACCCCCCCCCCCCCCAAUACCCUAUGGACAUGCACAGGGGGCCAAAGGUGUGUGUGAUAUAGUGUGCGUGUGAUAUUGUUUGUGUGUGUGUGUGAGAGAGAGAGAGAGAGAAAGGUAUAGUGUGUGUCUGUGGAGUAUAGUGUGUAUUGUAGUGUGUGUGUGUGUUAACGUGAUGCGUUUGCUGCAGUUCCACUCAGAUGGACAGGCACUGCUCUGAAAGAACAGACGUGUUUCCUGAGGACAGGAGCCAAAUGGAAUGCUGGGGUGCUUCUUUUUAGCCCCCCACAGUGUGUGUGUCAGAUUGGUGUGUGUCGGAUUUGCCUCUCACUCACUCGUCGCUUCUGUGCUGUGGCCCCGUGGAUGCAAAGCUCUCUCUUUGAUCACCCUCCUAAAAACUCCACACUUCAAGUUGACCUGGCGCACUUGUGAACUUUGACCCCUGGACGAGGCCGUCAGGUUUGGUCAGCCGGUUUUGAAACACACAAACAUGCACAGGCGACCUCCAGGACUCUCUGACGUGGAUGGAGGCUAUGGACCAGAGACGUGGCGGGGAUGGAUCAUUUACUGUCCUCUCUUUUUUCACUUUGUUUAUGUUUUUGUUUGUUGUUUAUAAUCAGAGUUCCUCCAGAUUUUGGCAGCCUCUUUAUCUCUUCGUUCAUUCUCUCUUUAUCACUCUCUCUUUCGAUCUCUCUCUCUCCCUCUCUCUUCUUCUCUCU
Clupea harengus (Atlantic herring) is the source of this 2516-nucleotide messenger RNA. RefSeq names its product mannosidase, alpha, class 1A, member 2 (gene man1a2). Gene Ontology annotation, cellular component: Golgi membrane; endoplasmic reticulum; extracellular exosome. The transcript has 10 exons. The record is from RefSeq and is a predicted model, not a curated record. Gene Ontology annotation, biological process: carbohydrate metabolic process; mannose trimming involved in glycoprotein ERAD pathway. Gene Ontology annotation, molecular function: mannosyl-oligosaccharide 1,2-alpha-mannosidase activity; calcium ion binding. The coding region runs from base 31 to 1290 and encodes 419 amino acids. NCBI's taxonomy places the organism in Eukaryota, Metazoa, Chordata, Actinopteri, Clupeiformes, Clupeidae.